Messenger RNA from Rhododendron vialii, 2941 nucleotides. RefSeq lists its product as uncharacterized. Bases 317 to 2941 code for a protein of 874 amino acids. Lineage: Eukaryota; Viridiplantae; Streptophyta; Magnoliopsida; Ericales; Ericaceae. The transcript is spliced from 2 exons. Gene Ontology annotation, molecular function: nucleic acid binding; zinc ion binding. The record is from RefSeq and is a predicted model, not a curated record.
GGUUCUGCUUGUCUCAUCUGGGCAUAAGUUUGAUUCACUUUUAUGAUUGAGAGUCGGGAGUGUUUGGACUACUUUGGCCUUAAUGGUUGGUGCGUCGCUACGAUUACUGGCUAUCAGUCAUCGUGCAAUAGCUAGGUAAUCUAGUUUGGCUUGAAAAUGUGGUCAUUUCUGCUCUGUUCAGGUCCAUACUUCUCGAAGUCUGCAAUUAUUGGUGAUCAGAAUUAUUAAUCAUAUUUAUUUUUUUAAAUGAUAGCCAUUGUAUGGUUUUGUUGGUCCUGUUAUUAAUCUAUCUUUUUUGUUAUGUUACACAGAAAACAUGGGUGAUCUGAGGUGUACUUUGAAUACCUGUGUUGGUGGUAAAGUAGUCAGGGGGUCGCAGUCAAAAUACUUGAAUGGGGUCAUUGCAGAAAUUAAGGUAGAUCCAGAUUCCUUCACCUUUUAUGAGUUGAUGGUUAAUAUUAGGCAGAUGGGGUAUGGAAUAACAGAUUUUAAUGGAGUAACAGAAUACAUAACUGUGUUUUAUAGACUUCCAAUGCAUGACACGAACAAUGGAUUAGUUGAAUUGACUUCUCAUGAUGAUAUGCUUCAAAUGUUUGCAGUGCAUUCUGGUAGGAAGUAUAUAAUAAUUGAUGUAUAUGUCCAUUGUCCUAAUGUGGUAGAAUCUGACGAGGAUUGUGAGGAUCAGGUGGAGGUGAUAUGUAGAGAGACAAAUACUACUGUUGACCCUAGCUCCGUAACUGAAUUGGGAGGUGACUUAGACGUAGGAGGACACGUAGUGGAACACCUUCAUGGAGAUGGAGUUGAACACAUAGUUCAAGAAAGCUGUGAUGAAGAGGAAGUUCAACAUAUAGUUCGAGAAGGUGUGGAUGCAGAAGAAAUGGAUGAGGGUAGUGAUUCUGACUGUGAGUGGCAGCCCAAUGAUGAUAGUGAAAGUUCUUGUGGAUCUUUUAGUGGGAUAGAGGAGUCUUCUGACGAAGAACAAGAGGAGACCAUUCCUUUGGUAGGUUUAGGAAAUACCUACAACCUUGGGAGUAAAGGUGAUGAAGAUCUUAGUUCUGACAAUGACGAUAACAACUUGGGAGAGGACUAUGAUGAAGAUGGGAAACCUAUUUUUCUUGAGUUUAAAGAGAGUUACAUGAAGAACCCCCAACUAAUAGAGGGAAUGAAGUUUCCUAAUGUGCGGGUGUUUAGGAAAUUAUUGAGGGAAUACCACAUAAAGGAGGGGUAUACAUUCACAUUUUUGAAGAAUGAGUCUACAAGAGUGACUGUAAAGUGUGCACGUGAUUGUGGCUUUAGGCUUCAUGCCUCUCCAAUGUACGAUGAGAAAUCCUUUCAAAUUAAAAAGAUAACGCAAAUGCAUAAAUGUACUAGGAUUUACACUAAUAAUAAUGCAACCUCAUCGUGGCUUUCCCAAAAGUACAUAACCAAGCUGGUUGAUGCUCCUGAGACUAAAGUCAAAUCAAUGAAGAACAUAGUUAGGAGAGAGUGGCUGAUAAAUGUUUCACAUACCAAAGUCUAUAGAGCAAAGAGAAAGGCACUUGAGCUAAUUCAAGGAGAUCAUAGAAAACAAUAUUUGAGGUUGUGGGACUACUGUGAGAUGAUUAGGAUACAGAACCCAAAUAGUGUGACUAAACUGAAUGUUGAAAAACCCUUGCCUGGUGAAGGUCCAGUGUUUCAGAGAAUGUUCAUAGGUUAUGAUGCACAUGUGAAAGGGUUUUUAGCUGGUUGUAGACCUAUAAUUGGGUUAGAUGCAUGUUUCUUAAAAGGGCCAUUUGGAGGUCAAUUGAUGCAUGCAACUGCAAAGGAUGCCAACAAUCAGAUGUUUCCUUUAGCAUUUGCUGUUGUUGAGGCUGAAACAAAAGACAGCUGGACUUGGUUCAUGGAAAAUCUAACCGACAUGAUAGGGAAUCCAGAGCAAAAGGGUUGGUGCUUCAUCUCUGAUAGGCAGAAGGGUUUGACAGAAACAUUUGCUCAAAAGUACCCUAAUGUAGAACAUAGGUACUGCAUUAGACACAUGUACUCAAACUUCAAUAAACUGUACAAGGGUAAAGAGUGGAAAGAUCUCAUGUGGGGGGCUGCAUCAGUUUACACAGUGCAGGAGUUUGAGGAGAGGAUGAAUGAAAUUAAAGAGAUUGAUGAAACUGCAUAUGAAUGGUUGAUGAGAGAAGAACCAACAACAUGGGCUAGGUGCAUGUAUAGUACAAGGUCUAAGUGCAAUAGAAUGGAUAACAACACAAGUGAAGCUUUUAAUACAGCAAUCAAAGAUGCAAGAGACCAACCAAUUCUGACCAUGGUUGAAAGUAUUAGAAGAUACCUAAUGACAAGGUUGCAAACUAGACUUAAGUUGUGUAUGGGCUGGAAUGGUAAUAUAUGUCCAAGGAUUAGUAGGAGAAUUGAAAGAACCCAACAACUAAUGGGGGAAUCUGAGGUUAUGUAUAGUGGUGGCACCAUAUUUGAAGUCAUUUGUGUACCUAGGAUCUAUGUGGUGGACAUAGGACAGAAAACAUGCACUUGCAAGAAAUGGGAUGUCAGUGGGAUACCAUGUGCACAUGGAAUGGCUGCAAUCAUAACAGAUAAAAGUGAUCCUGAAGAUUAUGUUGAUCAGUGCUUUCAUCAAAGUACUUUUGCAAGGACAUACAGCUUCACCAUUAAACCAAUUCCAGACCAAACAAUGUGGGUUCGUACAGACUUUGAUCCAAUCAGCCCUCCUCCUUUUAGGGCAAAGAGUGGUAGACCCAAAAAAAAUAGAAGGAAGGGCCCUGAUGAGCCAAAAACUACUUCAAGUGGAGUGAGGAAGUAUUACACCACCCUAAAGUGUGGACAAUGCAAGCAGCCAGGUCACAAUGCGAGAACCUGCCCUCACAAGUCAACAAACAGCACUGGUGAACAAGUAUGGUCACUCUGUUUUUUCUUUUGUCAAGAUUACAUUAAUAAUUUGUGA